AAAUUGAAACACAUUUUCAGUAAUAUUUCUACCAAAAGAGACUCAGAAAGAGAAAGAAAACUCCGAUCGAAAGCUCUUCUCCUUUGCCUUUUCUCCAAGCUAUUUCUUUCGAUCUAGGGUUUCAUCAUACUCUUCUUCUCCACCAAGAAUUCAGGUGAAUUCAAGUACCACACUCUGUUUAGUAGCUGAGAGAAUUGAAGGAAACAGGAAAAAAAACACUCUGUUUAGUAGCUGAGAGAAUUGAAGGAAACAGGAAAAAAAAGAGAUUUUGGAAAGUUGAAAAUGAUGUCCCUCACCCCAGAUCAUUUCAGAAAAUCUGGAUUGGGGGUUAUGGCAUCUCCAACGCCUUUCCUCACACCAAGACCUGAAAGGCGUCGCAUGGAUCCCAGGGCGAUUGAAUGGAGCUCAAAUAGACAAGACAGAGACCGGGAGGUUAAUGUGCAAGUUGUUCUUAGAUGCAGGCCACUAAGUGAUGACGAGCAAAAGGUAAACGUGUCAAGGGCGGUUUCAUGUAAUGAGCAUAAAAGGGAAGUCACUGUUCUGCAAAGUCUGGCUAAUAACAAGCAAGUUGAUAGAGUUUUCACCUUUGACAAGGUAUUUGGGCCCAAAUCACAGCAAAGGUCAAUAUAUGAUCAAGCUAUUUCUCCUAUUGUUAAUGAAGUUCUUGAGGGUUUCAACUGCACUGUCUUUGCAUAUGGGCAGACAGGCACUGGUAAAACAUACACAAUGGAGGGCGGAAUGAGAACUAAGGGCGGUGAAUUGCCCACUGAGGCUGGUGUCAUUCCAAGAGCAGUUCGCCAAAUUUUUGAUACAUUGGAGGCACAAAAUGCAGACUAUAACAUGAAAGUGACAUUUUUGGAGCUUUACAAUGAAGAAAUAACUGAUUUGUUAGCUCCUGAAGAUAAUUCAAGAACUUCAGAAGAUAGGCCAAAAAAACCCGUUUCAUUGAUGGAGGAUGGCAAAGGUUGUGUCAUUGUAAGAGGCCUUGAAGAAGAAGCUGUAUACAGUGCAAAUGAAAUUUAUAACCUCUUGGAACGAGGGGCGGCCAAAAGACGCACAGCAGAUACCCUGUUAAACAAGCGCAGCAGUCGUUCUCAUUCUGUCUUUUCUGUAACUGUAUACAUAAAAGAAGCUACCAUGGGAGAGGAGGAGCUCAUUAAAUGCGGAAAGCUUAAUCUUGUUGAUUUAGCAGGAUCAGAGAAUAUUUCUCGUUCAGGUGCACGUGAGGGUCGUGCAAGGGAAGCUGGGGAAAUAAACAAGAGCUUACUCACCCUUGGCCGUGUCAUAAAUGCACUUGUCGAACAUUCUGUUCAUAUUCCUUACAGGGAUAGUAAGCUGACAAGGCUGUUAAGAGACUCACUAGGGGGAAAGACAAAGACUUGCAUCAUUGCAACAAUUUCUCCAUCUGCUCAUUGUCUGGAAGAAACUUUAAGCACACUUGAUUAUGCUCACCGUGCUAAAAACAUCAAAAACAAGCCAGAGGCAAAUCAAAAAAUGUCUAAGGCUGUGCUGCUCAAGGAUUUGUAUGCUGAAAUUGAGAGAAUGAAACAAGAUGUUCGAGCAGCAAGGGAGAAGAAUGGUGUUUACAUUCCACAUGAAAGAUUUGCCCUAGAUGAAGCUGAAAAGAAGGCAAGGAAUGAGAAGAUUGAGCAAUUGGAGAGCGAUCUCAAUCUCAGUGAGAAGCAAGUUGAUAAAUUUCGUGAAUUAUAUGUCACUGAGCAAGAACAGAAGCUAGUUAUAGAGAGUGAGCUCAAGGAUUGCAAGGUAAACCUGGAAAACAGUAACAGGGCCUUGUUUGAGCUUCAGGAGAAUCACAGAGUAGCUAUCUCAACCCUCAAGGAAAAGGAGUUCAUAAUCUCCAAACUACUACAUUCAGAAAAUUCUUUGAUUGGACGUGCAAAGGAGUUGCGCAAUGAUUUGCAAAAUGCAUCGGAGGACAUAACUUUGCUGUUUGAAAAGAUAGAUCAGAAAAACAGGGUGGAAACGGAAAACCGGGACCUGGUAUUAGCAUUUGGUUAUCAGCUUGAUCAGAGCUUAAAAGACCUGCAUGAGACCAUUCUGGGUUCUGUUUCUCAACAACAGCAACAGUUAAAAAGCAUGGAAGAGCAUGCCUGCUCAUUUCUUGCUAGUAAAUGUGAUGCAACACAGGGUUUGGAAUCAAGGAUUAACAAAAUGAAAGAGACAUAUACAUCAGGAGUAGCAGUAUUGAAGGAGUUUGCUGGUACAUUGCGAAGGAAAGCUUCCACUGACCUGGAGCAGAUGACUUCUACAAUCUCAUCUCAAGCAAUGGCUGUUGACAAUUUUCUUAUUGCUGCGGUUUUGGAGGCCAAGGAAGUUAUUUGUGAUAUCCAGAAUUCUCUCAGUGAACAAAAAGAGAUGUUGGCUUUCUCUGCUCAACAACAAGAGGAGGGAUUACAACGGACUCUUGUGUCUUCACAAGUUAUCUCAAAGGCAUCAGUGGAUUUUUUCAAUGACCUCCAUCAUCGAGCAUCUAAACUCAUGACAACUCUUGAAGGAAGCCAAAAACAAAAAUUCCACCAAGUAGAAACUUUUGAAAAGAUGUUUAAGGAAGAGUCUGCUAGAGAGGAGAAACUAGCUAUGGAAAAAAUUGCAGUAAUAUUAGCAAAUUUGACAUCUAAAAAAACAGCUAUGGUCUCAGAGACAUCAAGGUAUAUUCAGGGCUCAUGUAUGGAAGAGAAUAAGAGAUUGCAGCAAGAGAUUUCCAAUAUGCAGCAAAUUGCAGUUCAUGCCAAGAAGGAAGUGGGUGAAUACCUGGGAAAAGUAGAGAAACAUUUCUUAGAAGACACAUUUUCAGCAGCUGAAAAUAUGGCAGUCAUGGAAAAUUACCUCCAGGAGUGUUCAAUGAGGGUUGGCUAUUCUAGUCACCAGUGGGAACAUGUUCAGUCAUCCAUAAACCAUCUUAAUAACAGCAGCAACACAGAGAUAGAAUCCACUGUAAAGGCAAGCAUACGUGCAAAUCAUACUGCAUAUGAAGAUUUUGUCUCCAUGGCCUCCUCUUUGGAUGCAGAAUUUGAUGCUGGAGCAUGUGAUAUGCUGGUGGCUGUUAAUGAUUCACUAAUGCGGGACCAUGAAACUAAGAAAGGAAUAGAUUCCAUGUCUAUGUUAUGCUUGGAGCAUCUCAAAUCAGUGCAAGAGAAACAUGAUGAAAGCAUAUCAAAAAUCCUAAACAGUGCAGAGAAGUGCCUUACAGAAGAUUAUUUGGUCGAUGAGAAUACAACGCCCAAGAAACGAGCAAUAGCAAUACCUAGCUUGGCAUCAAUUGAGGAGAUGAGAACACCUGCUUUUAAUGAUCUUACAGAAAAUAUGAUCGCAGAUAACACAUCAAAAUGGGCACCGACUGACGGCAAGAUUCAGCAACAGCAGCAUGUAGCAGCAUCACCAAAUAGAACUCCUUUUGGAAGUGUGAAUUGAUUAUGGCGGACUGUUGAUAAAAAACACGUUGACGAAAAAGAAAGCAGAAGCUGAUACACUCGUUUUCUGUUGAUUGCCAAGUCUUAAAUCCCACUUAAAAAAUGCACUCAUCAACUGAUGAGUACUAGGUUCAAAAGAAUGGGAUGAUCCAGAAGAAAGUUAGAUGGUAUUUUGUUGAGACCAAAUGUAAAUUAAAUAAUCCUAAGAACAGACAGAAUAUUUGUUAGACACUGCAUUAUUAUCACCAGUAUAACAGUAGUAUGCUCCCAUUCAUGGUUA
Messenger RNA from Vitis vinifera (wine grape), 3711 nucleotides. Its product is annotated as ATP binding microtubule motor family-like. NCBI's taxonomy places the organism in Eukaryota, Viridiplantae, Streptophyta, Magnoliopsida, Vitales, Vitaceae. The transcript has 24 exons. Gene Ontology annotation, biological process: microtubule-based movement. The record is from RefSeq and is a predicted model, not a curated record. Bases 283 to 3432 code for a protein of 1049 amino acids. Gene Ontology annotation, molecular function: ATP binding; plus-end-directed microtubule motor activity; microtubule binding.